UUAUUAGGGUUUACACAUUCGACAUUUUUGUAUACUCGAAACUACGAGAGACAAGAGAGAGAGAGAGAGAGAGAGAAUGGGGACGAGAGAGAAGGAUCAGACGACGCCGCAUCAGCCUCUAUUGAGCAGCCUGGUGGUACGGCCGUCGGACAGCGGCGGCGGCGGAGCUGGUGGUGGUAGCGAUUACGAGCCCGGCGAGGUUCGUCGGGAUCCGCCUCCGUAUUCUCGCUCCGAUCGAUUCUCCGAUAACCCCGGGUAUAGAAUUCGUGCAGGUUCUGGUUCUCCUGUGCGCCGCAGGAAUGCAGAUCACCGCUACAGUCCUGAUUUUGAUCAUCCAGGUGGCCACCACCGCAAUCGCGGGUACGGCAGUAUGAGAUCUCCUGGUAGAUAUCGAGACUAUUCACCCCCUUAUGGUCGUGGGAGAGGAGGUGGUGGCAGGUUUAUGAAUAGAGGAUUUGAUGGCCCUGGAUUUGGUCCUGGGGCAUUUAGAGGAGAAGGAAUGCCCAGAAAUAAUCCUAAUGUACGGCCAAGAGAAGGAGAUUGGAUAUGCCCAGAUCCCUUAUGCAACAACUUGAACUUUGCGAGGCGUGAGUAUUGUAACAAUUGCAACAAGUCUCGUUAUGCACCUGGAGGAAGUCCACCACCACGGAGGGGAUAUCCUGGUCCACCCCCUCCUCAUGGUCCCCCACGCCGAUUCCCUGGUCCUCCGUUGGAUCGUCCUUCGGGCAGGUCUAUGAAUGGCUAUAGAUCCUCUCCUCGUGGUUGGGCCAGAGACGGUCCAAGAGAAUUUGGGGCUGGUGGUCCUCCACAUCCACGGUAUGAUGGAGGCAGGUUUACUGAUCACCAAAUGCGCAGAGAUCGAUUGGACUACCCUGAAGAAGAUUAUAGAGAGAGGAGCAAGUUUGAUAGACCAAUGCCGCCACUGGAUUGGGGAAACAAGGACCGCGGUGGAAGGGAUAACUUCUUCAACGAGAGAAAAGGAUUUGAAAGGCGCCCACCAUCUCCACCACUGCCACCGCCGCCAUUGCCUCCGCCUCGUGGCCGAUGGGCACAUGAUGUGAGAGACAGGAGCCGGUCUCCAAUUAGGGGUGGUGGGCCAGCACCAUCUAAGGACUAUCGUCGGGAUAUGUACAUGGAACAGGGACGAGAUGAGCGGCGUGGUGGUAUGGGGCGAGAUCGGAUCGGCGAUGCAUAUUAGCUGUCGGUGGUGACUGGGAAGAGAAUUUUGGUUCAAAUAGUUUUGUGUGUCUUUAGUCUAGACAUAUGAUAUGUAGACUUGUGAACAGCUUAGAGAGGACUUCUCACCAUGGGCGAAGCUAUGCUUAAAGUAGUGGGUUCAACUUACUUCGUUUUUUUUAUUUAUUUUUUAUAAUAGAAUUAUGUAAGUAUUAUAUAAAUUUUUUGAGAGGUUUUCAUAAA
Messenger RNA from Camellia sinensis, 1419 nucleotides. RefSeq names its product RNA-binding protein-like protein. Gene Ontology annotation, molecular function: RNA binding. Lineage: Eukaryota; Viridiplantae; Streptophyta; Magnoliopsida; Ericales; Theaceae. The record is from RefSeq and is a predicted model, not a curated record. Gene Ontology annotation, biological process: regulation of DNA-templated transcription.